Molecule: messenger RNA, 723 nt
Organism: Haemonchus placei
Lineage: Eukaryota; Metazoa; Nematoda; Chromadorea; Rhabditida; Trichostrongylidae
Source: the annotation of a GenBank genome assembly
AUGAAUAUUGAUGACUUCAAGACAAUCAGUGGACCUCAGCCGUUGGAAUGUACCGAUGAACGGUCACCGGUCUCUACAACCCGCGACACCCUCCUGGCAGAUUGGAAAAGAACAGUGAAGCUAGUCACAUCCUUCUGGAAACGAUGGUUACAAGAGUACGUCACCGCUUUACUAUCGAACCGAGCAUACCAAACCCCGUUCUCACGAAAGGAACCUCCUCGCCGAGGAGACUUCGUACUAGUGCACGAACCUCGGCUUCAACGUGGACAAUGGAGAAUGGGGGAGGACUCCAUACUUUUCGCUACUGAGUGCACUCCAAAACGAAUCGCGAUAGCACGGUACGAGCAAGCCAACAAGAGCGUUGUCGUUUGGUUUCCGAUCAAUUGCCGGUUUGCCGACGUACGGUUCGAUGCGUCCAAACCAACGGUCCCAACGCUAUGUGGCAAGAAGUACAAAUGUCCAGAUUCGACUGAUUCAUGCUCCUUCUCGAGCAGCUCGAGGACGGCAAUAUCUGAGAUAGAUCUCAUGCCAAGUUCUAUCAAGAAUACAACCCCCACAUACGUGUGCUCAUUCAACUACAAUUCCUCUUGCGAUCCAGUGAAAAGGAUGGGAGUUUUCAAUCAAAUGCAACUUUUCGAUGACAGCGUACUACUCGUUGAGGAACUGACCAUCACGAUAAAGGACUACAUUGACAGAAACGACUUCGUGUGCCUAGAUCGGUAA